Messenger RNA from Vitis vinifera (wine grape), 1413 nucleotides. RefSeq lists its product as uncharacterized. The transcript has 3 exons. Lineage: Eukaryota; Viridiplantae; Streptophyta; Magnoliopsida; Vitales; Vitaceae. The record is from RefSeq and is a predicted model, not a curated record. Bases 1 to 1413 code for a protein of 470 amino acids.
AUGGCCACUUCUUCCUCUGAUAGUUUUCCAAUAGCCAUCAAUGCCACCCAGCAAAUUACUGCACGUCUUACACCAACCAACUUCCCUUCAUGGCAUGCUCAAUUUGAGUCUCUCCUCCUCGGCUAUAACCUCUUUGGCUAUGUCGAUGGCACUCAUACCUGCCCACCCCUACCGAUGUCAACUAAUGCAGCUGCCACUACAGCUCAUCACCUUUGGUUCCAUCAGGACAAACUUAUUCUAAGUGCAAUUUUGACUUCAGUGUCCCUAGCUGUGAUACCACUCAUAGCAACCUCCCAAACGUCAUAUCAAACCUGGACAAAACUGACAAAACUGUAUGCUAGUCGAUCCAGGACUCGUGUCAUGCAGCUCAAAGAGGAUCUCACCCUCAUGCAAUGUGGCAAUCGCAGCAUUACAAAGUACCUACACUCUGUAAAAACCAUUGUCGAUGAGCUUGCUCUCAUCGAUGCCCCAUUAUCUCAAGAUGACAUCACCCUAUAUGUUCUUCAUGGCUUAGGAUCAAAUUUUCGUGACAUUGUUGCCCCGAUUCGAGCCCGAGAGUCUUCACUCUCAUUGUUGCAAAAUACUGUUUCAAAUUUACAAUUUCACUCUGAAUAUGAUGGUACUGAUGAAGUUAUUAUUGGAGAUGGAUCAGGUUUGCCCAUUACUCAUUCUGGUUCUCUUACUCUUUCAUUUCCAAACAGAAAAUUUCAAGUUGAAGAUACUCUAUGUGUUCCUACCAUUAACAAAAACUUGAUAUCUGUUCACCACUACACAAAGCAAAACAAUGUUAUCCUGGAAUUUCACCCAACUUAUUUUCUUGCGAAGGAUUGGAGAACGGGGGAGAUUCUUCUUCAAGGACCGUGUGAAAAUGGAGUCUACCCUCUGGCCUCAUCGCCUGCUGCUACUCCAAUUGCUUUUGUCCAUGAACGCACAUCAGCAGCUGGUUGGCAUCAUCGCCUUGGUCAUCGAUCAUUCAAAGUUUCCAUGCAAUCACCCACUGACUCAUCCCCAUCAGAAACCUCUUCUUUUUCAGGACCAAUUUUGCAGCUUGCUUCCAGGGAGCUUCCAACAAUCACACGGGCUCAAGGAGAUAUCCCCUCUGCUUCUUCGACUCCAAGUGAAGAUCCAGCUCUUGUGCAACCUCAAGAGGCACCACUUUCCACUUUAGAUCAGGUAACUCUUAGACCUUCUACUUCUGUUUCUCAACCAGAAAAUUCAAUGCCAUCCUCUCCACCACCAUGUCCACGAACCAUCAUCACUCGCUCCAUGAACAAUAUCUUUCGGCCAAAACAACUCCACACCACCACCAAGCACCCCUUACCUGAACCACCCGAACCAAGUUGUGUAAGUCAAGCUCUUAAAGACCCUCACUGGUGCAAGGCUAUGUCAGAAGAAGUGACAACCCUCCUUUAA